This is a messenger RNA of Aphis gossypii (cotton aphid), 3042 nucleotides long. Its product is annotated as glucose dehydrogenase [FAD, quinone]-like. NCBI's taxonomy places the organism in Eukaryota, Metazoa, Arthropoda, Insecta, Hemiptera, Aphididae. The record is from RefSeq and is a predicted model, not a curated record. Bases 814 to 2679 code for a protein of 621 amino acids. Gene Ontology annotation, molecular function: flavin adenine dinucleotide binding; oxidoreductase activity, acting on CH-OH group of donors. The transcript is spliced from 6 exons.
CUUCAAUGAAUAUCACUUGACGUGAAUUACUUUUCUCGUGAUAAUUUAAUUCGAAAAAAAAAUUAUCCGUUCGAGAAAAUGUAGUUUAAAUCCAUUAUAAUGUUUUGCCCGACCGAGUAUUUGAAUUGACGUCAUAGCAGUUGUAGUCCCGAUCACGCUGGAAGCAAUCAUCUCACUGAGAGAAAUGAAAAAGGUUUAUCCAAUUUUCCGGUUGUUGGGGCUCGUGAUGACACGCUGCAGCGCCACCGUAUACCUACGUAAUUAUAUGACUAAUUCAAACUGGUUCGUAAAGCAGAAGAGAGGUGGGUGUCUAAGUGUCUUGCACGAAUACCGUUAUAUAUGUACGCGCGGUUCUGUAGGUAUACUCAUCUCAAUGUCAGUGCGUAAGGUCGUUGAUCUGGACGUGUAGAGGAGGUAGGUAGUCCGUUGUUCGUAACCUAUACCCAGGAACGCGUAUAUUUUAUAUUAUAUUGUACGUACGAUUAACCGAUACUGAAUAGUAUCUUAUUGGUAUCGUCAUCGUUAAAUUAAUUAUUUCAUUUCUGAAGUGACAAUAACGCGACCGCGUGAGUCUAUUGUGUUCACUUUGAUUCGCGAAUCACUCUAAUGUUCCCGCGUUAUUGAUGUAGUGUAAUAUAAUUAUGAAUAUGUAUAUUAUAAUCAUCGCAUGAGCCGUCAAUCGCCGUUGCAUUUUUGUUGACAUAUUAUCAAGUGAGUUAUGGCUUGAAAUCGCAAAAGAAACGUUUCAUUGCAUACAACGAAACUCUAACUGGAAAACAUUUUGAUUAGUUGUUGUGAUACUAUGCGGUACUUAUGAGUGGCGUGGAAGCUAUACCCAUCGGAGCGCUUGCAGGGGCCGCGUCGCAAGUGGCAUGGUUCCUGCCCGUUUUGGUCGCGACUAUUGCUUAUUUCCAUUACGAGGUAAAUGAUCCUGAGUCAAGGAUUAUAGACCAGCCCGGAAAUUUAUUACUCGACCAAUAUGAUUUUAUAAUAGUCGGCGCCGGAUCGGCAGGUGCGGUGCUGGCGAAUAGGUUGACCGAAGUUGAAGAUUGGAGUGUAUUAUUAAUAGAAGCUGGUGGAGAUGAAACUGAAAUAUCCGAUGUACCUUUGUUGGCUGCCUAUUUGCAACUCACUCAGCUCGAUUGGCAAUAUAAAGCCGAACCUCAGAAUACAGCAUGUUUGGCUAUGAAAGACCAACGUUGCAAUUGGCCUCGGGGCAAAGUCUUAGGUGGGUCCAGCGUGUUGAACUAUAUGAUGUAUGUGCGCGGAAAUCAUAUGGACUACGACAACUGGCUGAAACAAGGCAAUCCGGGUUGGGGGUACGACGACGUACUGUACUAUUUUAAAAAGUCAGAAGACAACAGAAAUCCGUAUCUAGCACGCACCCCUUACCACUCGAUGGGCGGUUAUCUGACGGUGUCCGAAGCGCCGUACAAAACGCCUUUGGCCGACGCAUUCGUGAGGGCCGGCCAAGAGAUGGGCUACGACAUCCGCGACAUAAACGGCGAACAGCAGACUGGUUUCAUGAUACCUCAAGGGACCAUCAGGAGGGGAGCCAGAUGUAGUACGUCAAAGGCUUUCCUGAGACCGGCCAGGUUGCGGAAGAAUCUCCACGUGUCCAUCAACAGCCACGCGACGCGCGUGGCAAUCGAUCCUGAAACGAAAGUCGCGUACGGCGUCGAAAUGAUCAAAGGCAACGAGCGGCAUUUCAUCCGGGCCAACAAAGAGGUGUUGCUGUCGGCGGGUUCCAUCAGUUCUGCACAGCUGCUCAUGCUCUCGGGCGUAGGACCUAAGAACCAUCUGACGGAAAUGGGCAUACCUGUACUAGCCGAUUUGGACGUCGGCAAAAAUCUUCAAGACCACGUCGGACUUGGCGGCCUCGCGUUUCUCAUCAACAAAGAGGUGUCGCUAACGCAAGAGAGAGUAGAAAACGUUCAAACAGUAUUAAACUAUGCUACAAUGGGUGACGGGCCGUUGACGGUCAUGGGCGGUGUCGAGGGAUUGGCGUUCAUCAACACAAAGUAUGCUAAUCAUUCAGUCGACACACCAGACAUCGAAUUACACUUCGUGUCUGGUUCCACCAACUCUGAUGGCGGUGUACAACUGUGGAAAGCACACGGGUUGAAAGAAGAGUUUUACAAAUCUGUUUAUGAACCGAUUAACAACAAAGACGUAUGGUCUGCCAUACCUAUGUUGCUAAGGCCCAAGAGUCGGGGUGAAAUACUGUUACGAAGCACCGAUCCGUCCAUGUAUCCUAGGAUUCUACCCAACUAUCUGACGGUUCAGGAGGACGUGGACACGCUGGUGGAGGGUGUUAAGUUCGUGGUGGCCAUGUCCCAGACCACGCCGUUCCGCCGGUACGACAGCCGUCUGCAUGACAUACCGUUCCCUGGCUGUGCCACGAUACCGCGGUAUACGGACGCCUACUGGGAAUGUAUGGUUCGCCAUUACACGGUGACCAUAUACCAUCCAGUGGGUACCGCCAAGAUGGGGCCCGAAUGGGAUAAGACCGCAGUGGUGGACCCGCGGCUCCGGGUUUACGGUAUCCACGGGCUCCGGGUGGUGGAUGCGUCCAUCAUGCCCACGCUGGUCAGUGCUAACACCAACGCUCCGGUCAUAAUGAUUGCCGAGAAGGCCGCAGACAUGAUCAAAGAGAAAUGGCUAGGCAGGAAACGGUGACAAGCGACGACUGAGAGACUGUGAUUGCGACUUGAGCGUGAAAGUCUACUGCAAUAUUGUUUUUUUCCAGGUCUUAUAAUAAUUUAUUAUUAUCGCGAUGGUUUCUUUCUUUCUUCUGUAUUUUUUUUUCGUUAUACUAUUGGCGGUGUAGUUUAAAGACAUUAUUGUCAUCCUGACCUGUGAAAAAUACGUUAUUUAUUUAUUUAUUCUAUAUACCUAUGUUAUAAUAAUAGACAUAUGAAUUUAUGUAAAAAAAUAUUAUUUUAACAUUUUGACAUUUCGAAAUUAUUUGUGUUCAUGAUAUUAUUUUUAAAUUAUAUAUAAAUAUAAUUAUAAUGUCUGCAAAUGUAGAAUUGUUCUGAA